Messenger RNA from Glycine soja, 2631 nucleotides. Its product is annotated as sodium/calcium exchanger NCL2-like. The transcript has 9 exons. Lineage: Eukaryota; Viridiplantae; Streptophyta; Magnoliopsida; Fabales; Fabaceae. Gene Ontology annotation, biological process: calcium ion transmembrane transport; intracellular calcium ion homeostasis. The record is from RefSeq and is a predicted model, not a curated record. Gene Ontology annotation, molecular function: calcium:proton antiporter activity; calcium ion binding. Gene Ontology annotation, cellular component: membrane. Bases 149 to 2287 code for a protein of 712 amino acids.
CUCAACCCACAUAUGACCUUGCAGAAAAUUGACCAUGCAAGCAUAGUGAAAGGACUUAAGCCUUUUAAGGCAUUUCUUUUGCUCAACUUCAAUUUCUCUAGCUACUAGUUUAGUUCAGUACUUCAGCAUAUGUGAAAUCUGAAAUGAAAUGAGAAGAACAAUGUCAAAGGUAUCAUCAGCAUGCUUCAUUUUCUUUGCUUUUGUAGUUGUAGCAGCACUUCAUGUUGAAUGCCGUUCUCUUCGGCCUAGUGUUUCUGAUGGAGUUGAUGCAAUUCAACCUCAAGAGUCUUAUCUACAACUCAAUAAAGACCAAAGGGUUGUUGUUGAGUCUUCUUCUGAUGAUGAUGAGCAUUUCUGUAAGCAAAUGUACGGGUUCUUGCCAUGUUCCAAUAACAUACUUGGCCAUCUCUUCCUCAUUUUGGUUUAUGAGUACUUGUUGUUCCAUGGAGAAUCAUAUUUGGCUGCUGGGGGUGAGCAAAUCUUCAAGAUUCUUGGCCCUGGUGUUUUUGGUGCUAGUGCCUUUGAUAUUCUUGGUGCUCUUCCUGAGUCAUUAAUUCUUGUUGUUACUGGACUUUCCAGCGAUAAGGAGAGUGCACAAGAGUAUGCUUCCACUGGCGUUGGUUUGUUGGCUGGAUCAUCCAUUAUGCUUCUGACAGUAGUGUGGGGAACUUGUGUUAUCAUUGGCAAGCAAAAGUUGAAAAAUGACCCUGACUCUUUUGGCACAAAUUCGUCAAAUGGAGGAAUAAAAGAAUCACUAACUGGUUAUGGUAUCACUAUGGAUGUAGAGACUAGAAAGAUGGCAAGAAUCAUGGUUUUCUCAGUUAUACCACUCCUCAUAAUGCAGAUUCCCAAUUUGUUCAACUUCUCUUCUACACCACGCAAUGUGACCUUGAUGGUUUCUCUUACAGUUGCUGUUGCUUUUCUUAUCUCAUACUUCAUUUACCAGGUCUUUAAACCUCAGAUAGAGAAAACAAGACUGGAGUAUAUUAAACAUGAUGACUUAAUAUUAAGAAUUUUUCAACGUGUUGAAAAACAAACUCUGCAAAAGAUCCUCACCGACGAUGGGACUCCCAAUGUAGCUGCAAUAAGUGGGUUGUAUCAUGAAAUUAGUCAAAGUGGGGGCAAGGAUUUGUUAGCUUCUGAAGUGAAAGAGCUGUUGUUUGGGAACAAAUUAAAUGACACAAAUAUCAAAGAGGAACAAAUAACUGACAUGUUAAAAGUUUUUGACCGAAAUGGUGACCAAAUUAUAACCAAGGAAGAGUUUGUCACUGGCUUAACAGAAUACAUUAACCAAUCAAAGCAUGCUCUGGAUAGACAAUACCUCCCCAAAGAAUCUCUCAACAAAAUGUAUCAGACUUUUAUCAAGCCAUGGAUUGAACACGUGAGAAAACAACGCGAAUUGAAGGGACAUCUUAUAUCUGAAGUCUUGAAGCAUGCUCAGAAUGAUAUGGUUGGCAGGCUGCGCCAAGAUGAUGGCAGACCUGACAAAACUGCUAUCAGAAGGUUGUUUGAGGAAAUUGAUGUCAACAGGGAUAACCACAUUUCAAGAUCUGAAUUGGAAAAAAUAGUCAAGGACAUACAUUUUGGCAAGGUCGUAGAAACUGAGGAGGCAGUUACAAAACUUGUUCAAGAUCUUGAUCUCAACAGAGACAAUGAAAUUAGCGAGACCGAAUUUGUUGAAGGUUUUACAAAAUGGAUGGACUCGAAUUCCAGCCAAGCUGCUAACUCAAAAUCUUCGUCUCACGAAAUUCAUCAAACCUGGGAAGAUGUUGAAAAGGUGAUGGAAGAGAAUCAAACCAAAGGAGCAUCUGCAUGGUUGACAGCUAUAGCAUAUGUGGUGUUGGGAGUUACUAUACUGGCUCUUCUUGCAGAACCCUUAAUAGCAAGUGUCCAAAAAUUCUCUGAAGAAGCAGGAAUUUCAUCAUUUUUCAUCUCAUUCAUUUUAGUCCCCCUGGCUACAAAUUUUAGAGAAGCAACCUCAGCAAUCAAAGAAGCUAGCCAUAAAAAGAGCAGCAAUACUUCUCAGACAAUGUAUGAGAUUUAUGGAGCAGUGUUCAUGAACAACAUUCUUGGCUUUGUGGUGAUCUCUAUACUUAUAUAUAUGCGUGAGAUCACUUGGGAAUUCUCAGCUGAUGUGCUAGUUGUGGCAAUAGUUUGUGCUGUAAUGGGCCUUACUGCUAGUUUUCGACCCACGUUUCCUCUUUGGACAUCUUUCCCUGCAUACCUCAUGUACCUAAUAGCAUUGCUUUUGGUCUUUGUCCUCAAAGAUGUUCUCAAUUAUGUUUAAUGACCUGGUGGGUAUAACAAACUAUGGAUGUGGACUAUGUUGAAUCUUGUGUGGCCGUUGAUGAUUCUAAUGGGGUCGUUGAUGCCUUGAUGGAAAACGAAUUUAGAUGUACACUGAAUGCAAGGAAAAGUCAAGAGUAUGGAUUACGCCAGAGGAGUUAGUAACACACUUGAUUCAACAUUAUAAAAUCAUGAGUCGAGCUCAUUGGAUAAGAAAUGAGACCUAUAUUUAUUUUUUUUGUAAUUUUCAAAAAAAAAAAAAUCAUCCAUAAUAAAGAGUACAUUUGAAAAAUAUGAUAAUAGUAUUUCUUUAUCAAACAAUAAUAGACCCAUUCAUUUGAGUUA